UCGCUGACUCUCUCCCAUUCUAUUCUACUACUUCACUCCAUCCCCUUACUCUUCCAUCUGCCUUCUUCUCUUCUUCUCAGCUCCCUCGACAAAAUAACAAAAAUAGGGGAUAAAAAUGCGGUUCCAUCUUCUUCUUCUGAUUCUCCUCUACCUCCUUAACAACCACCGAGUUGCCGGUAGGCCACUCCGCAUACCGGAAUACCGUGCUUUACUAUCCAUCAAAACCGCCAUUUCUGACGACCCCCAAGCUUCCCUUCCGAAUUGGAAUCUCUCCACCAGCCAUUGCACAUGGACCGGUGUCUCCUGCGACUCCUUUAAUCGAGUCGUUUCUCUUGAUCUCUCCAACAUGAACCUCUCCGGCAUUUUGUCACCUGACGUCGGCCAGCUUCGCAACCUCAUCAACCUAACCGCCGCCGCUAACUUCUUCUCUGGACCCAUCCCCUCGGAGAUCUCUCACAUCUCCGGCCUCCGUUUGUUGAAUCUCUCCAAUAAUGUCUUCAAUGGCAGCUUCCCUUCCGAGUUCUCUCGUCUCAAGUUGCUAGAAGUUCUCGAUUUGUAUAACAAUAACAUGACCGGAGAUUUACCUGUCGAUGUGUCUGAGAUGCCCAAUCUGCGACAUCUCCACCUCGGCGGCAACUUCUUCUCUGGACGAAUCCCGUCCGAGUACGGACGCUGGGAGUUCCUCGAGUAUCUAGCGCUUUCUGGUAACGAGCUCGGGGGUACUAUACCGCCCGAAAUCGGCAACUUAACCAAGCUUCAGCAGCUCUACCUUGGAUAUUACAAUAGCUAUGAAGGCGGUAUCCCACCGGAGCUGGGAAACCUCACGGAACUGGUUCGAUUGGAUAUGGCCAACUGUGGAUUGUCCGGUGAGAUUCCUCCUGAGUUCAGUAAGCUUCAGAAAUUGGACACAUUGUUUCUUCAGGUGAAUGGCCUCUCUGGGGGGCUUACGCCCGAGUUAGGGCAGCUGAAGAGCUUGAAAUCAAUGGAUCUCUCGAACAACAUGCUUGCGGGCGAGAUUCCAGCGACAUUUUCCGAGCUCAAGAACCUGACGCUGUUGAAUCUUUUCAGGAAUAAAUUACAUGGUGCAAUUCCCGACUUCAUUGGAGAUUUGCCGGCACUAGAGGUUCUGCAGCUUUGGGAGAAUAACUUCACUGGAAGUAUUCCUCAGGGGCUUGGAAAGAAUGGGAGGCUCCAACUGCUAGAUCUGUCGUCCAACAAGCUCACGGGAAAUCUCCCUCCCGAUCUGUGUUUUGGAAAUCGGCUUCAUACUCUAAUCGCUUUGGGCAACUUUUUGUUCGGUCCGAUUCCGGAAUCGCUGGGAAGAUGCAAAUCGCUGAGUCGGAUUCGGAUGGGGGAGAAUUUUCUUAAUGGUACUAUACCUAAGGGGCUUUUUAGCCUACCCAAUCUCGCUCAGGUAGAACUUCAGGAUAACUAUCUCGUCGGAGGCUUCCCGCAGACUGAUUCGAUCGCUGAGGAUCUUGGACAGAUAAGCCUUUCAAACAACCAGCUUACGGGUUCUCUUCCACGGUCCAUUGGCAACUUUUCUGGCGUCCAGAAGCUCCUCCUCGACGGGAAUUUCUUCUUCGGUAGCAUUCCAGCCGAGAUAGGAAGGUUACAGCAGCUAUCGAAAAUGGAUUUCAGCAAUAACAGGUUUUCCGGGCCGAUCGCUUCGGAAAUCAGCCAAUGCAAGUUGCUGACAUUCGUCGAUCUCAGUAGGAACGAGUUAUCGGGUGUGAUUCCACCAGAGAUGACAGGUAUGCGAAUUUUGAAUUACCUGAACCUAUCGAGAAACCAUCUUACCGGGAGCAUCCCAGCAUCAAUCGCAACUAUGCAGAGCUUGACUUCUGUUGAUUUUUCCUACAACAAUCUCUCUGGUUUGGUUCCUGGGACUGGCCAAUUUAGUUACUUCAAUUCGACCAGCUUCGUUGGCAACCCUGAUCUCUGUGGACCAUACUUAGGACCUUGCAAAUUUGGGGUGGGCAAUGGUACCCACCAAGGCCACGUUAAAGGCUCACUCUCUGCUUCAUUGAAGCUCCUCCUCGUCAUUGGUCUGCUUGUAUGUUCUAUUGCAUUUGCUAUUGCUGCCAUUUUCAAAGCUCGGUCGCUGAAGAAGGCGAGUGAAGCCCGUUCCUGGAAGCUCACCGCAUUCCAGCGACUGGAUUUCACCUGUGAUGAUGUUUUGGAUUGCUUGAAGGAAGAUAACAUCAUAGGGAAGGGCGGUGCUGGCAUUGUUUACAAGGGUGUCAUGCCUAAUGGCGACCAGGUUGCCGUGAAAAGGCUUCCAGCCAUGAGCCGAGGAUCAUCCCAUGACCAUGGGUUUAAUGCAGAGAUACAGACUCUGGGGAGGAUUCGACACCGCCACAUAGUGAGGUUAUUGGGGUUCUGUUCCAACCAUGAAACCAACCUUCUUGUUUACGAAUACAUGCCCAAUGGGAGUUUGGGUGAAGUUCUUCAUGGCAAGAAGGGUGGUCACUUGCACUGGGACACACGAUACAAGAUUGCAGUGGAGGCUGCCAAGGGGCUCUGUUACUUGCACCACGACUGUUCUCCCUUGAUCCUUCACCGUGAUGUGAAAUCAAACAACAUCCUCCUGGAUUCCAACUUUGAAGCUCACGUUGCAGAUUUUGGCCUCGCCAAGUUUCUGCAGGAUUCCGGCACCUCAGAGUGCAUGUCGGCAAUUGCUGGUUCAUAUGGUUAUAUCGCCCCAGAGUACGCCUACACGCUGAAGGUGGAUGAAAAGAGCGAUGUAUACAGCUUUGGUGUGGUUCUGUUAGAAUUGGUGAGCGGCAGAAAACCUGUUGGGGAGUUUGGAGAUGGAGUGGACAUAGUCCAGUGGGUUCGAAAGAUGACAGACUCAAACAAGGAGGGGGUUCUAAAGAUUCUUGAUCCAAGACUCCCAUCCGUUCCUCUCCAUGAGGUGAUGCAUGUUUUCUAUGUAGCAAUGCUGUGUGUGGAAGAGCAGGCUGUUGAGCGCCCUACAAUGCGGGAAGUUGUUCAGAUCCUAACAGAGUUGCCGAAGGCACCCAUCUCAAAACAAGGAAGCUCAGCAAUGACCGAGUCUUCUCCAUCAGCAGCUGCUACUGCUGGAGAGACACAGAGCACGUCAGCCAUCAGAGAAACAAAAGAACUGCCGCCUGUGCAACAGCCGCAACAGCAGCAACAACAACCAGCAGCAGCAAUAUCAGCACAGUCACCACCUCCUGAUCUCCUAAGCAUAUGAAGAUGGAUGGGUGUUGUGUUCUGUUUUACAUGAAUUGGGUUGGGUUAUCUUAUCCGGGUUAUUUUCUAUUUUUGUAACUUAAGUUGUUGAUGGUGAAGUUUUCUUUGUACAGAAGAAUUGGCGGGGGGGUUUUGUCAUAUUGGAUUUGGUCGUAAAUUAUGCAUUAUAUUAGUUACUGUUGCUGCCACUGUCA
This is a messenger RNA of Nelumbo nucifera (sacred lotus), 3413 nucleotides long. RefSeq lists its product as uncharacterized. The record is from RefSeq and is a predicted model, not a curated record. Gene Ontology annotation, molecular function: protein kinase activity; ATP binding; receptor serine/threonine kinase binding. Gene Ontology annotation, biological process: protein phosphorylation. Lineage: Eukaryota; Viridiplantae; Streptophyta; Magnoliopsida; Proteales; Nelumbonaceae.